AUGUCCCAUCAGGAGCUCACCCAGCGGCUGGCCACAGUGAUCACUCAUGUCGAUGAAAUCAUGCAGCAGGAAAUCCGGCCCCUGGCGGCGGUGGAUAUCAUAGAACAACUCCACAGACAAUUUGCCAUCCUAUCAGGAGGCCGUGGGAAAGAUGGCGCCCCAAUCAUAACCUUCCCUGAGUUUGCAGGCUUCAGUGAAAUCCCUGAUGAAGAUUUCCUGAAUGUUGUGACUUACUUGACCAGCAUCCCCAGUCUGGAGGCUGCCAGCAUCGGGUUCAUCAUUGUUAUCGACAGAAGGAGAGACAAAUGGAGCUCCGUAAAGGCAUCCUUGACCCGAAUUGCAGGAGCAUUUCCGGGAAACCUGCAGCUUGUCUUUGUCCUUCGGCCAUCCCGCUUUAUCCAAAGGACCAUCGCUGACAUUGGCAUUAAACUCUAUAGAGAUGACUUUAAAAUGAAGAUCAUCAUGCUGAACUCUGUUUCUGAUCUCCACGGCUACAUUGACAAGAGCCAGCUGACCAGGGAGCUGGGCGGGACUCUAGAAUAUGGCCACGGACAGUGGCUACACCAUCGAACGGCCAUAGAAAACUUUGCUCUGACGGUGAAAACCACAGCCCAGAUGUUACAGACCUUCGGGACGGACCUGGCAGAGACAGAGCUGCCCAAUGAUGUCCAGUGUACAGAGCAGCUUCUCCACUCCCACACAGAGCAGCACAGCAAGCUGAAGGCUGAGCUGAAGCUAGCGGGGACCCAGGGGGGCAUGUUACUGUCAUGCAUCGGAGAGCCAGCUAACAAGAACCCCGCUAUCAAACUCAACCCUGAUGAACUGGAAAACGUCAUGACCGUGGAAAGGUUACUUGCUCAGCUGGAUGAGACAGAAAAGGCCUUUGACCAGUUCUGGACCAAGCAUUAUCUGAAGUUAAACCAAUGCCUGCAGCUGCGGCACUUUGAGCACAAUUUCCGAGAGGUUAAAUUGGCCCUGGACAGCCUCAUGUGUGUACAGGCAAAAAUCACAAUCGUCGGGAAUAGCGUGACACGUGUGGAGCAGCUGCUGAGGGAGCGGAAACAGCUGGAGGAGAGAGGCCAGGAGCCCCUGGAGAAGGCCCAGUCCCUGGCAGUGACCGGUGACCAGCUUAUCCAAAGCAACCACUAUGCUGUGGACUCUAUCCGGCCCAAGUGUGUGGAGCUCCGGCGCAUCUGUGAUGACUUCACCAACGAGGCCAAGAAGAAGUGCGACAUUUUGGGGAAGGCCCUGGAAAUGCAUAGGCAGCUAGAUGCGACCAGUCAGUGGUGUGAAGCUGGCAUCUACCUUUUAGCAUCCCAAGCCUUGGAUAAGUGCCAGACACAGGAGGGUGCUGAGACAGCCCUGGGGGACAUCGAAAAGUUCCUGGGCACAGCCAAGGACUACCAGCUGGUCAACCCCAAGGAAUUCUACAACCAGUUCAACAUAGUUCUCACCCCUGAAAUAAAGGAAAAUGCAGACAGGAUCGUUCAGAAGCUGGAAGACGUGCAAGAAAUGUUCGAGAGGAGACAAGUGAGCCUGAAGAAGCUGGCAGCCAAACAGACCCGGCCGGUGCAGCCUGUGGCCCCCCACCCAGAGUCUUCCCCGAAGCGGGCCUCCCCCAAAACCAGCCGGCCCACCACCCUCGCUCCCAGUAGGAGAAUAACUGAAGUUCCCUGUCCUCCCAAGACAGUCAAUGAAGCAGAGUUGUUGAAAAAGAAAAGCAUCAAGAAACCCAAAGGUGGGAUUAAGAUCGAAGUGAUGCACGAAGCCAGUCAAGGUGGGUCCAGCAGAAUACUGGUGAUGAGUGAAAGUGAAGAGAACCUCUGCACCAGGAGGAGCCACAUCAUGCACGAGCUGAUUGAAACAGAACGAGUUUAUGUUGAGGAGCUUCAAAGUAUAAUUGAGGGUUACGCGGCAGAAAUGGACAAUCCAGACUUAAAUCACCUGAUCCCGGUUGCACUUCAGAACAAAAAGGAAAUUCUCUUUGGAAACCUCCAUGAAAUCCAUGAAUUCCAUAACAGAAUUUUUCUUAAAGAACUGGAAAACUGUGUUGAAAAUCCUGAAUUUCUCGGCCGGUGCUUUCUAAAAAGGAAAGAGGAUCUUCAGGUCUAUGAAAAAUACUGUCAAAAUAAGCCACGGUCUGAAACACUGUGGAGACAAUGUGGAGACAGCAUCUUCUUUCAGGAAUGUCAGCGCAAGUUGGACCACAAACUCUCCCUGGAUGCUUACCUCUUAAAACCGGUCCAGAGAAUCACAAAGUACCAGCUGCUUUUAAAGGAGAUGCUGAAGUGUAGCAAGAAUUCAGAAGACACAGCAGAGCUGGAAGAAGCCCUGGCCACUGUCCUGGAUAUCAUUAAAUCAGUCAAUGACUCCAUGCAUCAGAUUGCAAUCACUGGCUAUGAGGGAGACCUUCACGAGCUGGGCAAGCUGCUGAUGCAGGGCUCCUUCAGCGUCUGGACCGACCACAAGAAGGGCCACAACAAGGUCAAGGAUUUGGCCAGGUUCAAACCCAUGCAGCGUCACCUCUUCCUCUACGCCAAGCUCCUGCUCUUCUGCAAGAAGCGAGAGGACAGUGCAGACGGGCACGAGAAGUCUCCCUCGUACAGCUUUAAAAAUUCUCUCAAGAUGGGCAUGGUUGGCAUCACAGAAAAUGUGAAAGGAGACAACAAGAAGUUUGAGAUUUGGUACAAUGGUCGGGAAGAAGUGUACAUCAUUCAGGCAUCUUCAGUAGAAUUGAAAAACCUCUGGGUUUCUGAGAUCCGGAAAGUCUUGACGGGACAACUGGAAGCUUGCAGAGAAGCAAGUCAACUACACCAAAGAAUCACAGAAAGCGUCUACCAUGCACCUAUGGACACUUCCAGCUCCUCCAGGUACAGCAGAAAAUCAGCAAGUAUUUAUGAAACCAAGCCUGAGUCAUCGGGACUAGAAACUUCUACCAACAGGAACCAAAAUCCCAGUCCCAACAGUACCAGGCAAAAACGAGAUCCUGAAGCUAAGGAGAAGGAUGUCACCAGGCGCUUUUCCCUUGCCUCCUCCCUUGGCACCACAGCUCCCACCCCCACUGGCCUCAGCAAAGGUCCUCUAGGUCCUGCAGUUAAAGUCAAGAGACAUGAAAUAAAGAGUGACCCAACACCACUUGGGUUUGAAGAUGCUUUUGAGAAUUCCAUCCUGGCCCAGGGCAAAUGCAGUGGCAGGCCCACCACAAGAACGGUACCCAGAUCUGCCUCCCAGACAGGCUGGCCCAGCAGGCAGCUUCCUUCUCUGGAUACUUUUGAGGAUUUUGAAGUCAUUCCCUCCAGUACAGAUGAACUCUCCAACUCUUCAGACAUGGAAGAAGACAUCAGCACCCAUAAUGUGUCCGGCCUUUUCCGAGUAGAGGGCAGUUAUGAAACCUGCUCCCCAGAUUCUCUCACCCUGGAGGAUGGUGACUUGGUGCAGUUUGUACAGGAGGGAGAAAAUGGACAAUGGUUAGUAAAGAAAUUGCUUUCCGAGAAAAGUGACUGGGUACCCUCCAGUCUUCUUCAUCCUGCAGUUGUAGAUGGUGACCAGAUUCAUAAAAAUAAUAACAUAGAAACUUAUCCCAAUUCCCAUGACCCAGGGAUAACAGACUCAGAAAGGAAGGAGACCAAUCUUGUGCAAAGACUGUCGGCUGCCCAGAAGGCUGAGAGCUGAGCCUGCCUGCCCCUUGGCCUGCUCAGGCUGCCUCCUCCAUCCAUCUCUUACCUUUGGUUUUACUUUGGACAUUUUACUCCCCUCCCCUCACCCCACUCCCAUCCCUUUUCCCUGGACACUGAGUCUGCCUGGACUUCUGGGAAACUCCAGAUUCCCAGAUUGACUGGAAUCACUCCAUCUGGUCAGGAUUCAAAACAACAACAAAGGCCUCCCAGUUAUUAGUGGAACCAUUCAAGGAUAUUGGCCUGAAUUUGGCCUGUCACUAGUGACAUGGUAGCCAGGGCCUGGCUGUUUGGUGAAACCUCUGGGAUCAAAUCAAUGGGGGCUGAUCAUUGCCCUUGGGAACACCCCUUCUCCUCACCCCAAGUAUCAAUGAUGUCCCAUCCUCUGUUAUGAUUUCUCACCAAAGGUGUUCCUGAGAAGGAGGACAGGGCUGCAUGGGAUAGGGCCUGCUCUGGGAAGGUGAGCCAGGCGCAGGUGUUGACGGAGGGAGAGAGAACAGAGUACUACUCGCUGUUGGGAUCACCUGCCCAGUGAGGCUGGUUGCCCUCCAGCUCACUGCGGGGGGGAAAGGAGAGGUGAUUUGGACAGCAACUGGACCUUUCAUUACCCUGGCACCAAAGCUCUUCCAGGAUGACCAUUAGCAAUGAGGCCAAUGACCCUGCUCAUACUUGAGGCUAGACCAGGUUUACCCUGGGGGCCUUUCAGUGUUUCCCCUUAGGAGAGGCUGACCGCUAGUCAUUGUACUCGUCACUACCACCCAGCAAUGUCAGGGCAUAGUCUACCCUUGCACCCACUCACCUGUUACUGAAGAGUGGGGGAAUGAAGAGGGGGGAAGCUCAUCCGAUAGGAAGGCAUCCCAUCCUCAUUCUUGUGCCCUGUGUCUGGAGGGGGCAGAUGGACUAUAGAUCUCAAUCUGCUGUCCUACCUGGAACAAGCCUCGUGGUACUAGGGAGUGGGGAAAGUGUGUGCCCCUGCGUCUAGGAGAGGAAGACUUCAGCUCUCAUGAUCAUCGUAGAAAAUCACGUGUAAUUUACAGGAAACCUUCCCAGGAGGGGGAAAACAGCCCUGAGCUAGUGAAGCAGAGACUGAUGGCAGACUUGUUGAUUUCCUGAUUUCCUGCCUUGGAGAAUGAUCAGGAAUUGCUUUUUUUUUUUAUCCCAAUUAGGCUCACAGACCCUCAGCAAGGAAUUAGAGGGCACACCCAGCUCCAUGGGAGAUGCCCCAAUAUGGCAAGUCAGACGGUCCUCCAAUCUCCCGGCUAUAUUUGGCAAACCGAUAUCGCUCCUCUGCUGUCGUGGGCCAAACACAGGCAUCCCCACAUUGCCCUUGACCCAACUAUUGGUGUCUGUUUUCUAUCCAGCUCAACUCUCUGAUAUAUUUUAAUGAUCCUAUGCCACUCCGAUAUAUUUUUGGUCAUCAUAGUGGUGGUGGCGGCAGUACCCUCCGGCUUCCAAUGACUCCAACCACCUCAUUCCUUCCAUGGUAUAUACCCUGAUGUGACCCUAACCAAAAUUCAGUCUCUCAGAGCAGACAGUUUUGCUACCUGAAUUUGUAAAGCAUUCGAAUUUUAGGGUUAGGCUAUAAAUGGAGUCACAUUUGUUUAUGAACACUCAUACACAGACAGAUACAGGGACAGUUUAUCAGUUGUCUUGUGGGCUUUCAUUGAUCCGUGUUCACUCUCUUCCUGGGGCGCUGAGCAGAAUUCUUCCCAAGUAUAAGCAAAUAAAUUUGCCCUAUAGAACGGUAUAAGGUGAGAAUUUACUAAAGUUGAAUCGAAGUACCUGUUGAAUGCUCUAAUCAAUUGAGAAAGGAAAUAGCCAUGUGAGGGAAAGGCUGUAGGGAAUAAUGAGAGGCUAGUUGGGGGGUACCUGCAAGGGCUCCCAGACACCCCCUUUGAUCUAUUCCUCCCACAUGUGGCUUAGGGAAUUAUUGGUGCUCUCAAGACCCAUAGUCCCCCAUGCCAAAAGCUGCACGUAAAGGCCAAAAAAUCUUCCUUCCCUCCCCCGAGUCCUCCUGGGUCUCCUCCUAAGAGGGUAUGCUCCAAACUCCAGUCCACAGCCACCUCCCUGACCUGGAUCAGUUGUUUUUUUGUUUUUUUUUCCCAUUCAUCCUCACUUCUUUCACUGGCUUCUGGGAUGACUCAGAACCACUCGGAGUAGGGUGGGGGGAGGGAGGCUUCCUUUCCUUUUUUCUACAGGCCUUGUCCUGCUUUUUCCCUAAGAUCUUUUCAGCUAAAUGGAAUGCCUGGCUGUCUACCACUUCUCUCAAAUCCCCAGGUUUUAUGAAAAUAGUUGGCCCAAUCUGAAAAGACUUUAAAGAAAUAUGUCCAAUAGUUAUGACUGUAGAUGUUUUCUAUCCCUCCAGUGUCGCUGAAUGUUCUGUGUGAUUCUUCUGGAAUUCUCUCUGUAAUUAGUACUUAAUCUCAAUACCCCUUUGUUAGUGCAUGCAUCUCCCUGGUGGUGGCGCUCACGGCCCCUCCUUAGCCAUUAUUACCGAAACUGCAGGUCUGUAAUUUUCAUUUUUCAAAAUCAGUCUUUUUCUGCAAACCCAACAUAUUUUUCAGUCUCAUUUUCCCUAUCUCAGCAGAUUUCUGGACCUUGACUCUCCUGCUUUGUCUUUCCUUCAACGAUCCUGAGCUUUCCACCUUCCAUAAUGGCUUGUUGGGUUGUUUCUUUGUUUCUUUGUUUUUUAAUGCAGAUUGACAGGGAACUUUUUGUUUGUUACCAGAAGGGGCAAAAGCUGUGAAGACUCUGUGUGUCAGCAGGGCUGUUAUGUAUCAGGCUUCAGAA
Vombatus ursinus (common wombat) is the source of this 6464-nucleotide messenger RNA. RefSeq names its product MCF.2 cell line derived transforming sequence-like 2 (gene MCF2L2). Lineage: Eukaryota; Metazoa; Chordata; Mammalia; Diprotodontia; Vombatidae. Gene Ontology annotation, cellular component: cytoplasm. The coding region runs from base 1 to 3672 and encodes 1223 amino acids. Gene Ontology annotation, molecular function: guanyl-nucleotide exchange factor activity; protein binding. The transcript has 33 exons. Gene Ontology annotation, biological process: intracellular signal transduction. The record is from RefSeq and is a predicted model, not a curated record.